Molecule: messenger RNA, 822 nt
Organism: Serendipita indica DSM 11827
Lineage: Eukaryota; Fungi; Basidiomycota; Agaricomycetes; Sebacinales; Serendipitaceae
Source: the annotation of a GenBank genome assembly
AUGGCGGGAGACUCUUUAUAUCUCGACCCGCAGAUUAGGGACUGGGUCCUGUUCCCAAUUACGCUCGUCAUGAUCCUCGUCGGCGUCCUCCGGCACAACAUUGUCCAGCUAAUUGCCUCGUCACCCAAAAAGCUCAGUCGUGCCGCUACCAGGGAGCAGCGCGCACUGCUACGGGCGCAGAUUCUGCGUUCCACCGCAAAGUCGUCUCCCAUCCCACCGAGCUACUAUGACUCGCACACAGACGAGCUCACCGCAGCCUUCAAAGCUGGAAACUAUCUCUCCAAGCCCGUCGAGCUCGACCAGGACGGAAAGCCGAUUGCACCAAACCCGACAAGCAUGCUCACCGAUCCUGCCGCCAUGGAGGGCAUGAUGGGCGGCAUGAAGAAUCAGGCCGUGAUGAUGAUCCCUCAAAUGAUCAUCAUGGGGUGGAUCAACUUUUUCUUCCAGGGCUUUGUCCUCAGUAUUCAAACUCCCAUUCCCUCUCACUCUCGGUUUCAAAUCAAUGAUGCAGCGAGGAAUCGAGACGCCCGACAUGGACGUCCGCUGGGUUUCUCCCUUUCUUGGUUCUUCCUCAACUGGUUCGGCUUGAAUGGUCUCUAUCGCGUCCUACUCGGUAAUGAUAACAGUGCCGUAAACCAGCAAGAUCUCGCGAGCUCUCCAUUCGCAGGUGCAGCCGCACCAGCAAUGGGCCAACCACAAGAUUAUAACAAACUCUUCACAGCAGAGUCGGAGAACCUGCAACUCGCACAGGGUGUCUACCACUGGGUGGGCGAAGACAUUGACACACGCAUCCUCCGUCGAUACGGCAAACUUGCCGCAUGA